AAUCUCGGUUUUUCCUGGUGGCUGUUGCACAGUAUCGCGUGGUGUCCCGAUUUGAGUGGUAAUGGUCAGCAAGCGCAAGGUUAUUGAGAGUAAUUUCUCACUUUCACCGAGUUAGAACCGAACAUAAUCAAAAUGAAGUGUUUCGCGUGCGUGCUACCUUUGUUGUGGCUCGUUGUACUCGCCGGCGAGUAUGAGGAAUACAUUGAAGGAUACGAUUUGGUUCAUGACAUCGGAGGAAUAAACCAGUGCCAUGAAGGAGUUUGGCACUUAGCGAGACUUGGUGAUGAGGUCUGCAUCAAGGGACUGGGCUGUUUCAAAUUGACAAAAGACUAUUUUCAUCCGCAAUAUCGACCUUGCAACGUGCUACCUGAACCUCGGAGUCUUAUUCACACCAAAUUUGUAUUGUUCACGAGGAACAAUAUUCACCAAGGAAAAUUCCUUGUAGCAGAUAAUGAAACCAGUAUUAGAGAAUCAGGAUUCAAUGCAAAUCAUUCCACCAGAUUCAUUAUACAUGGUUACCAGGAGAAUCCUCUUCAUGAUGCAUGGGUUUUGAUUUUGAUGAGAGAAUUCCUUAAUUACAACGACACGAAUGUGGUGAUUGUUGACUGGAGUGCUGGCAGCCAGGCACCUUAUAUCCAAGCCGUGGCUAAUGCAAGAGUUGUAGGAGCUGAGAUAGCACGGAUGGUGAAUGCUUUAAAGAAAUUCGGAAAUUUGACGACAUCUAUGCUGCAUAUCAUCGGUAAUGGGUUAGGAGCUCACGUAGCAGGCUACGCUGGACAAAGUAUUCUACCAAUGGUAUCCAGAAUAACAGGUUUAGAUCCAGCAUACAAAUACUUUUGCAACAUGCCAAUGAAUGUCCGUCUUGAUCCAAUGGAUGCUGAUUUUGUUGAUGUUAUUCAUACAGAGCUAAAGGAUUAUGAUGCCGGGCACGGAGGAUGUCACAAACUAGGCCACUUGGACUUCUUUCCUAAUGAUCAGACACCAGCAGCCCAUCAACAUUAUGAAGUUGUUGGAGAUCGCCUUAAUGCAGUUGCGUUGUUCACAUCGACAAUUCGCAACCGGACAUGUAAGAUGAUUGGAUAUUAUUGCCGAAACUACAAAGCUUUCCAAAGAGGAGAAUGUGGAGAUUGUGGCGGUGAUGGUUCAAGAUGUGCCCCAUUUGGCUUUCGAGCAGACCAAUACGAGCCUUUUAAAGAUUCGAACUUUUCUGCCAUGUAUUUAGUUGCUGGCCACUACCCAAGAUUCUGCGUUUACGAGUACCGUAUUAGAAUGCAGUUGGAGCAUAUCAAUUCGAAGCCUGAGAACCAUUCGAGAAGUGGGAACUUGUUACUGUUGCUGAGAGGUGAAAAAAAGCCGCUCUUCGUACAUCUCAGGUUCUACAGCAUGCAUGAUGGUAAAGAAUAUACUUUCCUUGUCACAUCUUCAGUAAACAUUGGAGAUGUACGAGAAGUAUCUGCGAGGUGGGAAGAACCAGGAAUUUACGAUGAACAUUUCUACUCUGGACAACCUGUCUGGAAUUUCCGAGAUUCAAACGUCAACAUUCCAAUGAUGAACAUAACAUUAUUGAAUUUUGACCCAUCUGGAGAGAAUACUGGGCCUACAGAGAUUUCGUUUUGUAAAAGCGGUGAAGUGAAUGAACAAGGCUGGAUGACGUACGUGCAGAACUGUUAGAUAUCAACUUGAGUCACCGAACUCUAACUGAAAUUAGUGUUGAAAAAGCUUUACAGGCAGAAUAUGAAAAUGAAUAUUUUGCUUCUUGUGAAAAGCUAGAUUUGUUUUGCUAGCUCUAUACUUGUGAAAUGCAAUAGUUAGGAUAAUUACUUAGCUAAUGACAGAAAAAUUCUUUUAUUUACAGAGAUUUUAUUAAUUUAAAAAUGAGGAUAGAGUUUAUUCUUACUUCUGAAUCAUUAAGAGAUGUUGUCUCCUGUAUAUAAAACUUUUAUUUUAGAAGCAUGAGAGAAAGCAAUUUUGCAUGUUUGGAGGUAGACUUAAAUGUUGCUUCCUAGACCUAUAGUGACUACAAAAAUUUAAGAUAUAAUUCCUUACAUUCAAAGUGCAAUACUUAAUUUAGAAAAAUUGAGAGAUGAUGGUCGUAAUAUAACCAAGCUUUAUGACUAUAAAUAAAUGCACAGAUAUUUGAUGAAAGAUAUAUGCUUAUAUCUAAAGGGUACUUAAUAUCUGAAAACCUAGCUCAAAGCAAAGUAGCCUGCAGAAACGUUUUGUCAGAUUGCAGGAUAGAGGCAAACGUUUAAUUAUUAGUAAAAACCAUUUAUCAAAGAUCAAAGUUUCUGGAAUUGACUGAGGAGAUUAAAUGCAGUUUUUUGGAACAUAUCAGGAUCUUAUUGUUUAUACAAAACAAAAGCACAUCACUUAAUCCAAAACGUUUAAUUUCAGUAGGACGAUGAAUGGUAGAACGGAGAUGAAUAGUAGUAAGCGUAGUGUUAUAACUGUAUUUAUUGAUUCUGUCAAGAACAAUACUCUUCAUUUAGAUAUACUGAAGGAAAAUUUUACAGAAUAUGCUACAAAAAGUUUAAGCUAAAUUGGUGGCAAUUUCAUACUACGAUGGAAAUUUCAUAUUCCAAUGAGAUAAGGACCUGAAAUUCAAUAUAACGAAAUUUUUCUACUCUAAACUACAAUCUCCUGACCAACUCUAGCAUGAAGUUUAGUGAUUUUUUUUGUCUGGGUUCAAGACAAGUUUAGAAACAUAUAAAUAAAAAGUAAGGAUUCUUUGAAAGACAUCCUGCAAGAAUAACGGGAUAAAAUAUUUAAAACUGCCAGGUAGAAUCAGUACGAUGCUGCUUAAAGGUUAUUAUAAGGGAUAAUACUUCCUUUCAUUGUUUUAAAGUAAUUAAACUCUUGUAAUCUUAGUAUUUUGAAUACAAAAUUAGCAAUUGUUUAUUAAGGUGUUUUUUUUUUCAGUUUCAAGUUAUAGCUGUUAAAAAGUGAACUAUAUAUUAGAUCUAUGAAAUAAUGUGAUACAAAAAUAGAUCUAUGAAACACCCAAAUUUUGCCUUUAGUCGGAAAUUAUUAUUAAUUUUGAAAGACCGUAUCAGUUUUUGGAAUCACUGUUAGAUUACAUGCCUGUUUUCAAAUCGUUUGUGUAACAGUCUGUUGUUUCAAAUGAUGUUUGUUGUCAACACUCUGUCGCUUUCAAACCAUCUGUAAAUUUUAACUGCUCAUUUUUUAGUAGUAUUAAUAAAUAUUUUAAAUCGGAUAUCUAACAAUCUUUUUUUUUUUUUUUUUUUUUUUUUU
Messenger RNA from Stegodyphus dumicola, 3252 nucleotides. RefSeq names its product pancreatic lipase-related protein 2-like. NCBI's taxonomy places the organism in Eukaryota, Metazoa, Arthropoda, Arachnida, Araneae, Eresidae. The record is from RefSeq and is a predicted model, not a curated record. Gene Ontology annotation, biological process: lipid catabolic process. Gene Ontology annotation, molecular function: protein binding; triacylglycerol lipase activity.